Molecule: messenger RNA, 1890 nt
Organism: Aedes aegypti (yellow fever mosquito)
Lineage: Eukaryota; Metazoa; Arthropoda; Insecta; Diptera; Culicidae
Product: ATPase WRNIP1
Exons: 3
Coding region: 143-1825 (560 amino acids)
Biological process (GO): DNA-templated DNA replication; regulation of DNA repair
Cellular component (GO): nucleus
Molecular function (GO): ATP hydrolysis activity; ATP binding; enzyme activator activity
Source: RefSeq, a predicted model, not a curated record
CUUUUGAAAAUAAACAAACAAACAAAACAAGACGCAAUAUUUUCCAGAGAAAACAUGUUGUAAAAGUGUACCUAACUGAGAUUUUUUAAAUAGUUUUCCUAGUAUUGUUUUAAACGUAAAAGUGAAAAAUCAUUCCCACGGAAUGGCCGACGAGCCGCAGCCAUCGUCAUCAUGCACCCGGUCGGUUUGUCCGGUGUGCGACAAGCUGUUCCCCAUGGCCGACAUCGAAGCUCACGUUGAUCGGUGUUUGUUCCUGAACUCGAACGAUCCAACGGCUCCAGAAUCGACCACAAACGGGAAACAAGAAUUGACCGCCGCGAGGGAAGCGAAAAGAAGUUUCAGUAUUUUCAACAAAAGUCCUAGCGUGGGUGGGAAUAAACGACCCCGGAGGACAACAACGGACCAAAACGGGAACGGUGGCCAUAUGAGUGCGGAGGACAUAGAGAGGACGGUGAUUGACUUGUCGGACGAAGAGAAGGAAAAGGAACGGGACAAAGUUAAGCCGGAUAAGAAUAAGGCGAAGGUCGGGGAUGAAGAAGGAAGCAAUAUUCCGCUGGCGGAAAAGAUGAGACCGGACGAACUGAGUGACUACAUCGGACAGGAACAGAUUAUUGGGAAGAACACGGUUCUGAGGACGCUGUUCGAGAAAAAUACCAUUCCAAGUAUGAUCCUGUGGGGUCCUCCGGGUUGUGGUAAGACGACAUUGGCACACAUUAUUGCUGCACAUUGCAAGAAGCACGGAAGUAUGAAAUUCGUCAAACUAUCGGCCACUAUGAGUGGAGUAAAUGACGUCAAGGAAGCAGUGAAACUGGCCAAAAAUGACCUCGCCUUCAAGCGGAAGACGAUAAUGUUCAUGGAUGAGAUUCACCGGUUUAACAAGCUCCAGCAGGACAUCUUUCUCCCACACGUUGAAAGCGGAACCAUCACGUUGAUCGGAGCCACUACGGAGAAUCCUUCGUUCAGCUUGAACUCGGCCCUGUUGAGUCGCUGCCGGGUGAUUGUGCUGGAGAAGCUGGGCGUGGAAGCGGUCAUGAAGAUUCUGAAACGGGCACUUCCGCAGUACAAGACGGUGAUGUUCGAGAACAACAAUCGGGUGCCGGACAUCCGAGGUCUGCCGUUUGUGCCACGAAUGAUGAUCAGCGCAGAAACCAUUCGUUGGUUGGCAGAAAUUUGCGACGGAGACGCUCGGAUUGCACUGAACAGUCUACAGUUGGCUUUGAACACCGUUGCAGCUCGUCAAGACGAAGAAGAGUCAGCCCUGAAGCGAAUAUCGCUUGAUGAAAUCAAAGAAGGGAUCAAGAAAUCCCACCUGAUGUACGAUCGUAAAGGAGACCAGCACUACGAAUUGAUCUCAGCUCUGCAUAAAUCGAUCCGCGCCUCAGACGAUAAUGCAGCCCUCUAUUGGUGCUCCCGGAUGCUGGUUUCCGGGGAAGACCCUCGCUAUCUGGUGCGACGAAUGAUCCGUAUGGCCAGCGAAGACAUUGGCCUUGCGGACACUAACGCCCUGACGGUGGCCACUUCUACCUUGGCAGCGGUUCAAGCCGUCGGGAUGCCAGAAGCGGACUGUAUCAUAGCGCAUUGUGCCGUCUACCUGGCCCGAGCUCCCAAAAGCCGCGAAGUGUACAAUGCAUUCAAUCGGUGCAAGGCAUCGAUCGGACAGAACAAAGGCCCCAUGCCAAGUGUUCCUCUUCAUCUGAGAAACGCCACGACCAAACUGAUGAAGAGCCUGAAGUACGGAGCGGGAUACAAUUUGCAACACAAGGACGAAUCCGGCCUGCAGUACAUGCCAGAAGGGUUGGAGAAUGAGAAUUACUUUUCCGAAUGAGGGAUUUCUUUUGUGAUCAUUAUUCUUAAUAUGUUGAACUGGAAUUAAAAACUUGAUUUUCGUUA